AUGGAACCCCUAUGGACAGUACGAGCUACCAAUGCUCCACCAAGGCCAAGGAAGCCACACACUUUGAGGAAGAGGAAGAGGAGCCGCAAGCUCGAUCGAGUGAGCCACAAGAGGCAACCCCAGUUGCAUGGAGCUCCUGAUGGCCGUCUACCAUCUCCAGACCACGACCUAGUCUUUUGGAGCAUUCUGGAGCAUAUGGGACAAGGAGCAUGGAGGGACUUGGCACAUGGAAGCAGCUCAACUGGAUACGCAAAGGAAGAAGGGAGAAGCCAUCUUGAAGACCAGCUCGACCGUCCACUCGACCAACCGGUCGAGUUCCUCAACUCGACCGGCCAAGCUUCAACUCGAUCGAGCUGGAAGUCAAAGUCAAACCCGAAAAAUGUUGCUUCCCCCUUGACUUCCCUUUGA
Messenger RNA from Microthlaspi erraticum, 408 nucleotides. Lineage: Eukaryota; Viridiplantae; Streptophyta; Magnoliopsida; Brassicales; Brassicaceae. The record is from the annotation of a GenBank genome assembly.